Molecule: messenger RNA, 1146 nt
Organism: Pichia kudriavzevii
Lineage: Eukaryota; Fungi; Ascomycota; Pichiomycetes; Pichiales; Pichiaceae
Exons: 1
Coding region: 1-1146 (381 amino acids)
Biological process (GO): heme biosynthetic process
Molecular function (GO): protoporphyrin ferrochelatase activity
Source: RefSeq, a predicted model, not a curated record
AUGUUGAAGAGUUAUUUACGUAGAUUGUCGACUGCAACGAAGCCAAAGCAAAAUGGGACAGCCGUUGUCUUCAUGAAUAUGGGUGGACCAUCUACCGUUCCUGAAACCAGAGAUUUCUUGAUGAGACUCUUCUCCGAUGGUGACUUGAUUCCUCUUGGACCAUUCCAAGAAACCAUUGCCAAGUUCAUCACAUGGAGAAGAACGCCAAUGAUUGAAAAAUACUACCAAAGAAUCGGUGGCGGUUCUCCUAUUCGUAAAUGGUCUGAAUUUCAAGUCUCAAAAGCUUGUGAGAGAUUAGAUGAAAUAUCUCCGGAAACUGCACCGCAUAGACCGUAUGUGGCAUUCCGUUAUGCAAAUCCGCUAACAGAAGAAACCCUUAAAAAGAUGUUGGACGAUGGCAUUACUAGGGCAGUUGCAUUUAGUCAAUACCCUCAAUUUUCUUACUCAACGACCGCCUCUUCUAUUAACGACUUGUACAGACUCUCCAAAAUUCAUGAUAAGGAAGGACAGAUCAACUGGUCCAUCAUAGAUAGAUGGCCUCAGCAUCCAUCUUUAGUCAAUACUUUUGCUAGACACAUAGAAGAUGCAUUAAAGAAGUUUCCGGAAAGUGACAGAGAUGAAGUUGUCAUCCAAUUUUCGGCACAUUCCCUACCAAUGGAUAUUAUCAAUAGAGGAGACUCCUACCCUGCAGAAGUUGCAGCUACUGUAUAUGCUGUCAUGCAAAAGCUGGGCUUCUCAAACCCUUACAGACUAACUUGGCAAUCCCAAGUUGGCCCUAAACCAUGGUUGGGGGCACAAACAGAAAAAACUUGUAAGAGGAUUACCGAUUACAAUUCUGUUCCAGGUGUUGUCAUUGUUCCAAUUGCAUUUACUUCAGAUCACAUCGAAACACUACAUGAAAUAGAUAUCGAGUUAGUUGAAGCCAUGGACCACCCUGAAAAGGUAGUUAGGUGUGAAUCAUUAAAUGGGGACCCUGAAUUCCACCAAGGUCUAGCGGAUUUAGUCAAGGAUCAUCUACAUUCCGGCGAGUUAUACUCCAAGCAAUUACCUUUGGACUAUAAACUUGGAAGUGUCACUGCAAAGAACGUUUUUGAACACCCAAGUGAAUUUUUUGGUAAUAGAAGAGGUAAGAAAUGGAUCAAAUAA